CAAAAUUUCUCCUGUUCAUAAGUUAUAGCCUCCCUUCAUAAAUUGUUUUCAAAAUGGCAUCCUAUGAGCAAUUUUAAAACAUAAACAAGCAGCUGAUGCUUGGUAAAAUCGUUCAUUAACACAUUUAUGAUUUUGUAUGGAUUCUAAAUGGAGAACAAUAUUGUCAAAGAUUUUGAAAACUUGAAGGUGUUUGUGAAGCGGAACUAUAUCAUGGAUGAGUUGGUGCAGGACCUAACAACAGCACUGGAAGAGACUGCUAAUGUGGGCAGACCUGGCACAUUACAGGCAGAAGGUGCCAACUCUAGUACAUAUCCUAGGAGAUGCAUGAAGAAGCGCAGAGGUCUACGGCGCCCUGCCUCGAGUAGUUAUUAUUGGAAAAGGGGCACCAUAAGUGAGGCCUCGGAAAGCAGUGUAGAUGAACACCCAAGAAGAGACUAUGCUGGAAAUGUCAUUCACAGUGACUCUGACGAUUUAGCCGCCUGCCACAGAAUUCCUAAAUUGACUGUACCUCUUGUGGAUCCUAUACCACCAGUGGAAUCUGAUUCGUUCACAGAGAAUUUCUCCCCCUUACGCCCUCAGAGGCGCAGGAGGAAAUACAAAACAAUGGCGGUAGAUUCUUCUCCGUUAACUGAUCAGUUUCCUUCAGAUGCAGACUCAGCCUCAGGAGACAAACAGUGUGGUAAAAGAAAAGAAGAGUUACCAUUAACUUGUGAAAAAUCCAUUUACCCAAGCUUUAGAAGCACACCGUCCUAUGUGUCUCAUGCUGUAACUGCUGGCAAACGAAAGCGAAGCAGUAAGAGCCGCAUAGACUACAGCUAUUGUAGCCGACCAGAGUUUCCGGCGCAGGGAAUGACUUCAAGCAUGGACAGAAUGGAGGUCGCUAGUGUUUCACAGGAGAGUUCCUUGAGUAGCAGUGAGUUUGACAGUGAUCUGAAUGUAAACAAUGAAGAUACUAGAGAAGCUGAUGAUGAGCAAAGUGAUUUCUUCCAUGAGCCAGGACCAGCUUGCGGUAUUCCAGACAUUGUUCCCUGGUGGGAAAAUGAAAGGGUAACAGAUGAACCUCUUCGCAUCGAUUCAGACUUUGAAAAAAUAUUAACUGGAACUUUUGCACAUUUACCCAAAUUCUCCAACUCUCAAAGCUUUAAGGCCAGAGUGGGCAAGCUUAUAUCAGGGACUGGCAGAGAGUUUCGAUUAGGCAGACGCAAACUCAAGGGCAAGAUGCCUCGCUAUACAGUUGGGAAAUUUUUACAAGACAGAGAACACUGGAACCGCAUGCAAAGUCACCAUGCCAACUCACAAGUACCAGGGUCUGCUGCCUGUAGCAACAUCAACAACAGUAACAGCCAUGGGGGAGAGUUUAAACGCAGGAGGCACGUGACAAGGAGUGCCGCCAGUAUUGACGGAAUGAAUGGACAGUGUUCUGAUUCUGUGCAAGAGUCUAGCUCUGGCCUGGCUCCAAAGGUGAGUCGUUCCACAGGCAGUGGGAGCAUGAAGAGCCCUGUAACUGCUGUAAGGAAGAAUACUAGGAAGAACAGUGCCAACUACAGUGUGUCUGAUUCUUGAUGUCUCUGCUAUGGAUCUUUUUAACAAAACCACCAAACAUUACAUCAUUGAGUGCUGUGAAUGUUUUCUUUUAUACUGUUGCGAGGGAAAGUUUUUUUGUUUUUUUUAGUUCAUUGGAUGUGCUUUCCUUAACAGUUUGUGAUAUAUUAUUUGAGUUAGAGCCUAAAGCAAUUUUAACGACAACUUUUUGGUUUUAAUAAUGUUUUCUUUUUUCAUUGAGAAUACGUUCAAGACAUUUUUUUCUCUCUCCAUUUUUUAAAGUUUAAAAAUAUGUUGAAGGUUACAGGACUGAAAAGUCGAGUCUUUUAACAAUUUUAUUUUAAUUGUAACAUUUUUAACUUUAAAGUUAAUUAAAUAAAAAUUAUAGAUGUUAAACUAAUUUGUUGAUGAAUUUUAAAAUAUUUUGAUCAACUCUAUGAAUGGCAAAAAUAGGCAUUCUAAGUGUGAUUAUUUAAAGAAUAAAAAACUUUUGAAAGGCGAUAUUUAUACUUUGACACUUUUGUUUGGCUCUGAAGUAAAAAAAACAACAACCAACAAAAUAAAUGUUUUAAUUGAUUCACACAGUGACAUUGAUAGAAAUUCUCUACAUUUGUCAUCCACUCCAGCAUUGGCAUCAUUAUCUUGUGUCAAGUGCAGACAUGCCUACUGCCCCACAUUAUGUGGAACUGUCCUGCAAAAUCAUCAAAUAAGCUCACAUGUUCCCCCUUUUUGCAUUGAUAAAUUUUUGUUUUGCCAAAUCUAAAUUCUGACAAAAAAAAUUGCAGUUAUUUUCAUUAUUUAUUAAUAUUAUUUUGGCUCCUUUUUGUCUCGGAAGGUAAUGGAUGCGCCUAGAUGAGUCACUGGUUUUGGUUUCAUCUUGAGAUGGGGCAGAAUCUGGUGUGGCUAAUCAAGCCAAUUCUAGAGCGGCAGACUUUGCCACAAUUCGUGCAUGUAUAUGCAUCUGAUUUAGGGCUAGCGGACUGGGCAGCUUUCUUUUUUUUUCCUCUUGAUUAAGACUGCUUCCAUUCUUUUGCUGUCAGCGAGGAUCAUCCCAGCACGCACAGUCUGUCUCCAUGCACUCCAGACGUUGGCUAUUUCUUCCCACAUACUUUCGUUGAUUUCUGUGGCUCUCAUGUCUUGCUUGCAGACAUCUCUAUAGGUUAGUCUUGGGCGGCCCUUGGGUCUGACUCCCUCCACAAGCUCAGCAUAUAAGGUGCCAUUGAGAUAUAAAUGACACAAAAAGAAUUUUGAAAAUCGGAUAAUGGGUUCAAAAUUUUUUAGUUAAUUUGUCGGAUCUUCUUUGUCUUUGUAUUUUAAGAAAUUUUUGUCCCACUUUUGCAUGUCUUGUGAAUAAUGUUUAAAACUUUUCAACUUCUAAACAUAGAUAAAGUAUACAUACAUACAUUAAAAAAUAAUUAGGUCACCAGAUUUCAAAUCUUGCAGAAGUGCCAGAUUUCACCUGGCAAGUCAACAUGCUUGCUAUGAAAUUCAGUUCUGAUUGUAUUCUGGGAGGUUAUGGGAAUUCCUUCUACUUCACCUCUCCACCAGCAGGUGGUGUUGUCUUGAAUAGUCUGGUGUUCAACUAUUUUUCCAUCUAGAAGAGAAAGAUCUGUGAUACAUAUGGGCAGCUUGUCCCUCUGUUGUGCUACUCCUCUUUUUUCUCUUUCAGCAAAAAGGCCUUAAAAAAUCUGAGCACGCUUUUCAGCCAUAGCUAUUCUUUGAUCGUGGGGGCUUUUGUUCUUCAAUGCAGCGCCACUUGGCUUUGUGUUCUCCACAUGAGAAACAAAUACAAUUUUUAUCCGAUUACUUUCUAGUUGUUCCAGACACUUUGGUUACUUACUGGUGGAUUUAGUGAAUAGGUCUUUUGGAGCUUGAAUGCCUAUCACAUGAUUGAUUUGUGCUAUUAUAGCAUUUCUGUAGUUUUCUUUGGAUUAAUCAUUCUACAGCAACCAAAUCUCUGGUAAACUGUUGGGCAUUCUUUUGAUCUUUGUAUUAUCUUCCUGUUUCUGCUGUUUCUCUUUCAACUUCUCUUUUUGGGAACAAGGCGUAUUUUUCCAUCAUUAUUGGCUAUUCUUAAUGAAGACAGUUUCUGCUUGAUGUCUGCUAGCACAGACUCCUGUUUCUUGGUAGGAAGGGACAGAAACCAUGUCAUUGGCUUAUUGUUUAUCCAUUGAAUUAUGGUUUCCAUGGUCGUAGGGUUAGCAGAUGGUAUUAUAGCAUUUCUGUAGUUUUCUUUGGAUCAAUCAUUUUUUUUGUCCUCUAAGCUCCAUAGACCUUCUACAGCAACCAAAUCUCUGGUAAACUGUCGCUCAUUCUUUUGAGCUUUGUAUAAUCUUCCUGUUUCUGCUGUUUCUCUUUCAACUUCUCUUUUUGGGAACAAGGCAUAUUUUUCCAUCAUUAAUGACCAUUCUUAAUGAAGGCAGUUUUAGCUUGAUAUCUGCUAGCACAGACUCUAGUUUCUUGGUAGGAAGGGACAGAAACCAUGUCAUUGGCUUAUUGUUUAUCCAUUGAAUUAUGGUUUCCAUGGUCGUAAGGUUAGCAGAUGGUUUGGUCCUCAGGUAGUCAAGAAGGGCAAAGUCCCUUUCAUUUGUUGUUGGGCAAUCAGCCCCAGCUUUGAGCACCUGAUUUGUAGGUUCCCAGUGAUGGCCACCAGGUAGUUUAUCUUAGGCCUGCCUUUCUAGUGUAAUCAGCAUUUCUGUGCUGAUUAGCUCCAGUGCCAUUAUCGUCAAGCUAUCCAAGUGUUCAUCAUUUGUAGGUUCAAAAAGAAUGUUAUAAAUAACAUCUUUUGUUAUAAAUGUUUACUGUCAAACAUGAGAGCUUGUUGAAAAGGUUCUCUACCAUCUCUUGACUACCGGUCUAGGGCAACCUUCAUCUGGAGUAUAUGGUGGUUAAGUUCUUAUAUAUCUUCCUUCUCCAGAAGUUGCCAAAAUGGUCCUUUAUAUAAUAGAUCUAUUAUGCCCAUAGCCCUUCAGCCUCCAAGAAAAACCUGAAGUUGAAGAAGACAAAGAAGAAACCAUUUAAAGUAUAAAUAAAAAUUAACAAAGAGCAAGAAGAAAUUUAAAAAUGUACUCCUAUGCAUACCUUUUCUUUAAUGUCAGUGUAGACAGCUUGUAGCAAUCUAUUUUUAUCUUGCAGUUCAGCAAGGAAAGCUUCUAUGUUAGCAUGGUGGUAAUACACCGCAGCACAAUCAUUAAAGGCUAUGUUGAUUCUGUGGCAAUAAAUGACUUUUAAUGACUUUGUUUGCAAGGAAAGCUUCUAUGUCAGCAUGGUGGUAAUACACCGCAGCACAAUCAUGAAAGGCGAUGUUGAUUCUGUGGCCAUAAAUGUCUUUUAAUGACUUUGUUUAAGUAUGUCUUCCAUAAAGCUCCACCUCCUGCUUUGUCACUACCGCUUUCUGUGAGUGCUUUACAGCAGCUGUUCUCGCCAGCCUGAAACAGCCACUUGCUUCUCUCUGCAUUAGAGCAGGCGUCUUUCCUUCCACUACUGCAUCUUCAAACAGCUGAACCAAAGUUUGCAAGGAGGUGCAUGAGGCACGCAAACUUAGCUGUGUAAAGAAGGGCUUCCCUUUCUUCUGGGGAUAAUUUUCCUACAAUUGCAUGCAUUAAGUUUUCCCUCAGCUUGUCAAUCAUGGCAAUAAAGGGGUCAUUAGCUGCACAUGUAUCAAUGAUGUAGCCCUGAAAAAAAAAUAAAUAUAUUUACCAUUCAUAUUGGCCGCCAAUAGAACCAAUAGAACCAUAGAACAACUAUGGUUCAUUUGGAACCCUUUUUAUAUGGCUGUGGAGCCCUAUUUUGGAGAGACACUCCCGUCCACAUAUAUUGCAGGUCAAGGUGGCUUUCACUUUGGUGGUAGAGGAGCUGGCUAUUUUUUGUAUGGCACGCUUUUCUUCAAGAUCUGAGGCCCAUGUUUUCUCGCUGUCCAUAGCUUUCUUGGUCACCAACUCUCUCCAAUUGUGCAGUCUAGGGCUAUGUCUUCGCAAUGGUCAGUAUCAGUGAACAUAAUACAUUGAUACUUACCAUUCAUAUAGUUAUGUAAAAUAAUAAAACUAUAAAGGCAUUUGAUUCAAAUAGAUGUUAACUAUCUUAAUGGAAGUGAUUAUCUUGGCAUGGUUGAUAUCCCUUAAAUUUGGAGAUGACAUAGAAUCUGCCAGGUCAGAAACCACCCCUUGAAAGGUUUGAAAAUAAGCUUCAGCAUCACGUCUGGCUGCUUCUGCAAGACCUAUAGAAAGUGGGACCUCUUGUGAACUAGUUACCUGAAAUAUUUUUAAAACAAUGUUUAAAUUAAAAAGGAACACACAUUUUAAUUAGACUAGUUUUAAGUACUUAUGUUUGGAAAAAAAAUUGCUGAAAUAGUAAAACAAUUUACCUGAAAAACUUUCUAAACGUCUAUGAAAUUUUGUUGUGGCAUCCUGAUGCAAGACAGUUUCUGUCUCAGUUGUAGCUGGGAUUUCCAUUAACUUUGCAGCAAUAUGAUGAGAAGCAAGUGCUUUUGCUUCAAGCAUCCAAUUAUGCAGUUGGCCACUUGAAGGCAGGCGAGUUGGCUCAAGACCCACAUCUUGGGUACAUUUAUAUAUAUAUACAUAUAUACCCCGAACUGUGAAAUCAACUGCAUGCAACAAAGUCUUACAAAGUCGCAGUACUUCCCAUCAACAGAUUUUUCCAACAGGCUCUUCUGGGAAAGGUCAAUUGUGUGGUAAAAAAAAGUUUCAGACCUUGUGAUCUAUGGAGCAGAUGAUGUAAAGGUCAUCUGUUUCUGUGGCCCACUGUUAACAAGGGUGUCAUGUGGCCAGCACAAUAACCAACUGCCUUUUACUUAUACCUAACUAAUGUCAGGUACCCACCCUGGGUGGACACAGAAGCACCCUAAAAUCCAGAAAUUCAAAAUCCCAUUCUUCAACAGGAAUGGAACCCGGAACCCUCGGUUCAGAAUCCAAGUGCUUUACAACUCAGCCACUGUGUAAUGAGAUUCUUUAUCUUUUGCUGCUAUUGCAUUUUUUUUAGCUCAGUUAUUAAAAUAUUUUUUGUACUAAGCUGGUUUGUCUCCCACAUACCUCCUCAACCCAAUCUGUCCCAGAAAAUAAAGUAGAUCUAGAUCUAGUAGUAGUCAUAGUAGCAUUAGAAUACCUAAAGAUUAGUUCUUCAGAUUUAUAAUAGAUUCUAUAAUUUCUAGAAUAUUCUAGAUUCAGAAUCAUGUAACUGUUUUAGUAAGUCUAGAUCUAUCUCUGCAAUAUAGAUCUUAGAUCUAGAUUUUGAUAUUUAAUGACAAUUAGUAUUAGACUCAAUAUGUAUGUCUUUUUUUAACCAUUAGAUCUAUAGUCUAGUUAAGGCGAUAGAUAUAGCUAUUGAUUUCAAGCAAAGGAUUUAAUUGAUUGAAAAUUUAAGACCGCAGGUUUUCUUUAUUUUAAUUCUAUUAUUUAUAUUUAAGGUAAAUGAAACAAACUAGCAUUCAUAUUAAAGUUAGAGGUUAAGUACGCUUGAACUUGGCCUGGCUUGGCUACCUAUGAAGGGAGUUCGAGGCUAAACACCUGACUCGAGCAGUGUUGUGUUUACUGAGCGCCUAAAGGCAGCACGGGAAACCUUCUCCCAAAUAUCCCCUCCCCCCAAUUGGUCCACAAAUGAGAUUGGACCAUAGCUUUCUGAGCAUGCUAUAAGCAUGAAUGUAUAUAUAAAAGCUAUAAUUAUCAUUAUUAUUAUUGCGCGCAAUAUGGAUACCAAACUUAAACACGUUUAUGUUCCACAUUGGGGCCCAAAGUUCCACAUUUUCAACCUGAGUGUUCCACAUUCUGGGUCUUGGGGUAGGCAUGUCUGCAAGUGUAUUUCAUCUGGAGUUUUGCUUUAUUUGCUGUUUUUUUUAAGCAUCUACAUAUUGAGAUCAACUUUUUUUUUUUAAGUAUUAUUUUUUUUCUUUAUACCUGCAAAUGAAUUUGUAGAUCAUAUAUCUUAGUCGAGAAUGGAUAUUUGUUGGCAAUAGAUAUUAGCAAAGGAUGGUAUUUGAUGAGGAUAGAUGUUGGCAGAAGAUGUGUAUUUGUUGAUGACAGAUUUAAGGAGAUGACAUGUAUUGAUGAUAGUUGUUGGCAGAAGAUGUGUAUUUCUUGAUGAUAGAUGUAAUGAGAGGAUGUGUAUUUGUUGAUGAUAGAUGGUACUGUUCUGGUUGUACAUUUUGAUACUCCAAAGACAGAGGAAUGAAUUAUUAGUUGUUGUGGAAUAGUUAUGUUCUCUCUUUGUGAGGGUCAGUGAAAAUUCAGCAACUUUUUUUUCUACACAUUUAUAAAGUAAUGGCUUCUGUAACAAGCAGACCUUGUCAUCAUAGUUUUAGAACCAAGGAUUAAUUUUUCUAAAUAAAUUUUUAGUAAUAUAAGAUUUUGGACUUUACAGUAUUAUUGCUUACACACAUACAUACUGUAUUAAAAAAGUUUUAUGAUUAAUUUAUAAAUCAUUAUCUUUUUUUUAUAAUUAGGUGUCUGUUAUAGUUUUAAAUUUUAUCUUCUGUCAAUAUUGUACAUAUCAUUUUCAAUCUGAAAUAAUAAUUUGUUUUGUUUUCUUUAUUUAAAAAAAAAUGAAAUGAAGUCAAUCUGAAAGAAAAAAAAUGUUUCGCUAUAUGGAGGAUCCCGUUCAUAGAUGGAAAAGUCUUGGGAUAACACUGCUGCUUAUUUAUUAUUCAUGCUCAUUUUUACCACACUGAAACAGAUAAAACCAUUCAAUAUAAUUCUUCCGCAUUUUUUUUUUGGCUAUCUGUAUUUUGAUUCAUUUAUUGUAUCAAGUUGGACAGACAGCCCAUGACCUUGUACUCCAGUGAUUUAAGUUUUAUUUUAGGUUCAUGCUAAUUACAUUUCAAUGAAAACAAAACAUUUCUUGAAAUCCCAGUCUUGAAGUCGGUGGUCAGACUGGUAGGUUGUGUAUUUUUUCUACUUAUUGUACAGAUCUGUGCCUGACAUUUGGCAUUGAGUGAAAUGUGUUAAUUACUUGCGUUGCAAUGUAUUUCUAGUCACACUGUUUCACUAUCUCACAGAUUGCAAUGCUCUGCUUAUUUAACUUAUUGCCUUAAUUGUGUACUGAAUGUCAAUGCAUGGAUCCAUAGUAUUGAAUUACACUUUGGUGUUGUCUACUACUCUAUGCAUCAGUGCUGAUAACUUGUAAUCACAUGGCUUCAAGGUUGUUGUCUCUGUGUCCCUGUGGCUAGAAAGUUUCUCUUGAGAAAGGGAAAAAAAAAAUCCAGCUUUGAUCAUUUAAUUAAAACUGGAAAUACACUGAAAGGAAUUGAACCAAAUAUACCAUUAUUCUAUAGCUAAUGCUUUAGUACUUGACCAUCACAUCAGUGAAAAAAAAAAGGGGGGGGGUGAUACUUCACCCUUUAGGUGAUAGGAUGGUGUACCUACAACUUUCCCUUUGUUAGACUAUUUUGGCACUACACAAGAUCUGUCAACCAUUAUUUAUCUUCACACAAUUUCCUAAAAACAAAAUGUCUAUGUAUUAUAUACUUCUGAAUCAAGUAAUGUGUAAUACAGUUAAAUGAUGCCAACAUUGCAAUUUUUUUGUUUUUAAUUUGGUGAAAGGCUAUUGUUUUAUCAAAUAAAUUUCUAUGUCCAUCAGA
Molecule: messenger RNA, 9130 nt
Organism: Biomphalaria glabrata
Lineage: Eukaryota; Metazoa; Mollusca; Gastropoda; Planorbidae
Product: G patch domain-containing protein 2-like
Exons: 7
Coding region: 148-1563 (471 amino acids)
Source: RefSeq, a predicted model, not a curated record